Melitaea cinxia (Glanville fritillary) is the source of this 2577-nucleotide messenger RNA. It is a transcript of the gene Hsp83, whose product is annotated as heat shock protein 83. Lineage: Eukaryota; Metazoa; Arthropoda; Insecta; Lepidoptera; Nymphalidae. Gene Ontology annotation, biological process: protein folding; cellular response to heat; protein stabilization. Bases 148 to 2304 code for a protein of 718 amino acids. The record is from RefSeq and is a predicted model, not a curated record. The transcript has a single exon. Gene Ontology annotation, molecular function: ATP-dependent protein folding chaperone; ATP binding; disordered domain specific binding. Gene Ontology annotation, cellular component: perinuclear region of cytoplasm; cytosol; protein-containing complex.
AUUUAAGAAUAUUAACCUGCGAGAUACAAAGUGUUGUACGCUGCGCUAUUUUACCACGUGUUUUAACCCGCGAUUACAUUGAUUCUUACGAGAACUAUAAAGCACUUUUGUAAUAAGUUUAAAGUUAUCGUUAAUUGAAACAAGAAAAUGCCUGAAGAAAUGGAAACCCAGCCAGCGGAGGUGGAGACCUUCGCCUUUCAGGCGGAGAUCGCCCAGCUCAUGUCCCUGAUUAUCAACACAUUUUACUCCAACAAAGAAAUCUUUCUCCGUGAGUUAAUUUCAAAUUCAUCUGACGCCCUGGACAAAAUCCGUUAUGAAUCUCUCACCGACCCGUCGAAGCUCGAUAGCGGUAAGGAAUUAUACAUCAAAAUUGUUCCAAACAAAAGUGAGGGCACAUUGACAAUCAUCGAUACGGGUAUCGGUAUGACAAAGGCUGAUCUAGUCAACAACUUGGGUACGAUCGCCAAGUCCGGCACUAAAGCCUUUAUGGAGGCGUUGCAGGCCGGCGCAGACAUCAGCAUGAUCGGUCAGUUUGGUGUAGGUUUCUACUCCUGCUACUUGGUAGCUGACCGUGUCACAGUACACUCCAAGCACAACGACGACGAACAGUACAUGUGGGAAUCUGCUGCUGGAGGUUCGUUUACGGUCCGCCCCGACCAUGGUGAGCCUUUGGGCCGUGGUACUAAGAUCGUGCUCCACGUCAAAGAGGACCUCGCUGAGUACAUGGAGGAACACAAAAUCAAAGAGAUCGUCAAGAAACAUUCCCAGUUCAUCGGCUACCCGAUCAAACUUGUCGUUGAGAAGGAACGCGAAAAGGAACUGUCUGACGAUGAGGCAGAGGAAGAAAAGAAGGAAGAAGAAAAAGAAGAUGAAAAGCCCAAGAUCGAAGAUGUAGGUGAGGACGAUGAAGAGGACAGUAAGGACAAGAAGAAAAAGAAGAAGACUAUCAAGGAAAAGUAUACUGAAGAUGAAGAGCUGAACAAGACCAAGCCCAUCUGGACCCGUAACGCUGACGACAUCACACAAGAAGAGUACGGCGACUUCUACAAAUCCCUAACCAACGAUUGGGAAGACCAUCUAGCUGUAAAGCACUUCAGCGUUGAGGGUCAGCUCGAGUUCCGCGCCCUCCUGUUCGUACCCCGCCGUGCUCCUUUCGACCUCUUCGAAAAUAAGAAACGCAAGAACAACAUUAAAUUGUACGUACGCAGAGUAUUCAUCAUGGACAACUGCGAAGACCUCAUUCCCGAGUACCUAAACUUUAUCAAGGGUGUGGUCGACAGCGAGGAUCUGCCUUUGAACAUUUCUCGUGAAAUGCUUCAACAGAACAAAAUCUUGAAAGUAAUUAGGAAAAACUUAGUCAAGAAAUGUUUAGAACUGUUCGAGGAACUUGCAGAGGACAAAGAAAACUACAAGAAGUUCUACGAACAAUUUAGCAAGAACUUGAAAUUAGGUAUCCAUGAAGACUCUCAGAAUCGCUCUAAGCUUGCUGACUUGCUCCGCUACCACACAUCUGCCUCCGGUGAUGAAGUCUGCUCUCUCAAGGAGUAUGUCUCUCGCAUGAAGGAGAACCAGAAACACAUUUACUACAUUACUGGUGAAAAUAGAGACCAAGUAGCUAACUCUUCCUUUGUUGAGAGAGUCAAGAAACGUGGCUAUGAAGUUGUCUACAUGACUGAGCCCAUCGAUGAGUAUGUAGUCCAACAAAUGAGGGAGUAUGACGGCAAGACCCUUGUCUCUGUUACCAAGGAAGGUCUUGAACUUCCUGAGGAUGAGGAAGAAAAGAAGAAGCGCGAGGAAGACAAAGUCAAGUUUGAAAGCCUCUGCAAAAUUAUGAAGAACAUUCUAGACAACAAAGUCGAGAAAGUAGUAGUUUCUAACAGGCUUGUGGAGUCUCCGUGCUGUAUCGUAACUGCUCAGUAUGGUUGGUCGGCCAACAUGGAACGUAUCAUGAAAGCUCAGGCCCUGCGUGAUACAUCUACUAUGGGAUACAUGGCUGCCAAGAAACAUCUUGAAAUUAACCCUGACCAUUCUAUAGUAGAAACGCUAAGACAGAAGGCUGACGCUGAUAAGAAUGAUAAGGCUGUCAAGGACUUAGUUAUUCUUCUUUAUGAAACUGCUCUACUUUCAUCUGGCUUCACUCUUGAUGAGCCUCAGGUCCAUGCUUCCCGGAUCUACCGCAUGAUCAAGCUUGGUCUCGGUAUUGAUGAAGACGAACCAAUCCAAGUUGAGGAGUCUAGUGCUGGGGACGUCCCACCACUAGAAGGUGACGCAGAUGAUGCGUCUCGUAUGGAAGAAGUUGAUUAAGCUAUCCGCCUAUAACCAAAUUGUAAUGGUGUAACUUGUCAUUGUUGAUGAAGUGCCAAUACCUAAAUAUGUAAUUACACAGCUAUUUCUAACAAAAACUCAAUAAGUGUAAUGAGUACUGAAUAACUUUAGUCUAGAUGUUAUGGUCUUGUCACUUCAUCGGACCUGUGAUUGUUCCGCAAGUUUUUUUUGUGCACUGGUGUACAGCCAAAGACUGAUUUUAGUUCAAAUUCCAAUUAAUAAAUAAAUAAUUACAAAUAAUGUAAAACAAUA